Molecule: messenger RNA, 872 nt
Organism: Brienomyrus brachyistius
Lineage: Eukaryota; Metazoa; Chordata; Actinopteri; Osteoglossiformes; Mormyridae
Gene: ncbp2
Product: nuclear cap binding protein subunit 2
Exons: 4
Coding region: 118-615 (165 amino acids)
Biological process (GO): mRNA cis splicing, via spliceosome
Cellular component (GO): nuclear cap binding complex
Molecular function (GO): RNA cap binding
Source: RefSeq, a predicted model, not a curated record
UAUAUCCGGUAAUCAGUAAUAAAUGUUUAUACAGCGCAUGCUUGGUAAACCUCGAGGGAAGUAUUUGGGUUUUAUUUUGGAUACGUUUAUUUGGAACAUUAGUGCUUGGUGAACGAUAUGUCUUCUGCGCUGUUAAACGCUUUACACAGCGAUUCCUACAUCGAUGUAAGUCAGUAUAGAGAUCAACAUUUUAAGGGGAAUCGCUACGAGCAGGAGAAAUUGUUGAAGCAAAGCAGCACGUUGUACGUGGGAAAUUUGUCCUUUUACACAACCGAAGAACAGGUGUACGAGUUGUUCUCCAAAAGUGGUGAUGUGAAAAGGAUCAUUAUUGGUCUGGAUAAAGUGAAGAAAACGGCGUGUGGAUUCUGUUUCGUUGAAUACUACACCAGGCUGGACGCGGAGAAUGCCAUGAGGUUCCUUAAUGGCACCAGACUGGAUGACAGGAUCAUCCGGACAGACUGGGACGCAGGUUUCAAAGAAGGGAGGCAGUAUGGGCGGGGCAAGUCAGGAGGGCAGGUCAGAGACGAAUACAGGCAAGAUUAUGACCCUGCUCGGGGUGGAUAUGGGAAACUUACUCAGCAGCAAAGAGUACCAGAAGGACGACACAAAUUUUAAUCUGAUUUACUUUCAGUUAGACUUAUUUCCGUAUUGUUUUGGCAUCCCUUGCAUUUCUAUCUGUAUAUCUGGUACCCCACUGUGGUCCAGUUGCCCGUUUUUUUUAUCAUUAUUGCGAUGUUGGACAGUAGGCCCAUUGAUUUUGAAGGCAGCUUUUCUCCAAACAUUAUUUACAAAUUUAGUAUUUCCAUUGAUUGUUUUGUCCCUGCAACAUUGUGCACCCCCACACCAAAUAAACAUUUUUAAUAUUUUCCCAA